GUUCUUUUAGGCUGAUAAGAGCAAGUAUAAGGCCUGUUUCUUCUUCGUCUUCAUGCGUCAUGCUAUUUCACGUCGUCAUCACUUCCAAGCUCCACCAACCCCUCGCAAUGUUCAUCUUUCCUCCCUUCCCCCUCUCUCCCUUCUCCCUCCCUCCCCUUCCUUCUCCCAAAUCAUCCAGUCCCACGCUCAUCUGGUCUCCCUCGGCCUCGCCAACAGCCGCGCCGCUAUGGCCACCUCCUCGCCGCAUGCGCUAUUUCCCCUUUUCCACCUUCUUCCUACUUUCACUCCGUAUACCGCCAGAUAGAGCUUCCCAACGUCUUCGCUGCUAACAACCUCCUCCGAUGCCUCGCCAAAGGUGAAAACCCUCAUCAAACUCUCACCUUUUACAAAAAUAUGAGAAUCUCGGGCGUGCCCACCAACAAAUUCACUUUUCCUAUUCUCCUCCAUGCGUACACCAGAUAUCCAUCACCCUCGGAAGGUACUCAGGUCCAUGCCCAUGCGUUAAAGUUUGGUUUUUGUGAAGAUUUGUAUGUCAGAAACGCUUUGAUAAGCUUAUACGGCGCUUGCAGAUUAUUGUACGAAUCAAGAAAGGUUUUUGAUGAGUUCCCUAAUAGCCGAGAUGUGGUUUCCUGGAACGCAAUGUUAGUUGGGUAUGUAAGGAAUGAGCAGAUUUUUGUUGCGGAAUAUAUGUUUGAUCAAAUGCCUGAAAGAGAUGUGAUCUCGUGGAGCACCUUGAUCAUGGGUUAUGUACAAAAUGGAGAUUUAGAGAAAGGGCUUGUUUUGUUCAGUGAAAUGAUCAGGAAUGGAAGCGUGUCUGUAAAUGAGGCUACUUUGGUCACCGUUCUUUCUGGUUCGGCGCAGUUGGGCUUGCUUGAGCAUGGAACUUUUGUCCAUUCAAUUAUAAAGAAAGUGAAGUUUCCCCUUACAUUGGCGUUAGGGACUGCCCUUGGGGAUAUGUAUGCGAAGUGUGGUUGUAUAGAUCUCGCCAGAUAUGUGUUUUAUGAAUUGCCUAAAAGAGAUAUAUUUGCUUGGAAUGCUAUGAUUUGUGGUGUUGCUACUCAUGGGCAAGGGAAGGAAGCCCUUGAACUGUUUCAGAGAUCCAUUGAUGAAGGAUUUAAUCCCACAGCAGUGACUUUUGUUGGCAUCCUGAAUGCAUGCAGCCGAGCUGGCUUAGUCAAUGAAGGUCGACAUUUCUUCAACUCAAUGGUGAGGGAUUAUGGCAUUGAGCCAGAGAUGGAGCAUUAUGGCUGUAUGGUUGAUCUAUUAGGUCGAGCAGGGCUUGUUCCUGAAGCUCUUGAAUUGAUUGAAGGUCAUGGAGGGACUACCGGGAAGCAGGAAGAGAAAGACGACGCCACAGAGGAGAUGGUGCCCGAGGUUUUCCCUGCGAUCCGCUCCCGUUUUCACAACUUCUCAUUUCCGACGAUGAACUGGGGUUGUCAACGAAUUCUCCGUUUUGUGAACUCCACUGAAAUGGGCGGCACGGCCGCUCGAUCAAUAACUCCAGAUACUCGGCCCCGACGAGAGAGAAAUGCUGCAUAUUCUCCUGUUAGUUAUCUUCCCAAGUCUCCUCAAGCAGGCGGGUUCAAGGAAAAGGAGGCAGAAGGUACAACGACGGGCGGGGUCGAGAAAAAGCUGGUUACGGAGCAAAUGAAUGCUUCUUCUGUCGCCGCUGAAGGGGCUGCUGUAGCGCCGGCCAUUCCAUGGAAUUUGAGGAAAAGAAAAGCUACUUGUUAUGCCCCACAGGAGAAAGGAAUAAAAAGUUAUCGUUGCUCAUCACCACCUAAGCCAACAUUUGGAAAGGAUGAUUCUGCAAAAGCGGUUAAGCGAGGAACGGUGGUUAGUGAAAAUGGUCAGCAAAGGAAAUAUUCUGUUUCCUUAUCUCGCGAGGAGAUAGAAAAAGACAUCUAUUACCUGUUCAAGGGGACGAAGCCUAGUGAAAGGCCUAAAAAGAGACCCAAAGCUGUGCAGAAGCAACUCGAUGCCCUUCUCCCUGGGUCAUUGCUAGCGGAAAUUACAAAAGAUAUGUAUAAAACAGUUAAAUGAGACGAUUCUUUCUUCUUGUUUCCGAUAUUUCAAUCACAAAUUUUAUAUAAAGAAGAAUAUGAUGUGAUUCUUCUUCAUAGAAGAGGCAAAAGGGGCCAGGUCAUGCAACAUUUAUACAACAGAGGCUUCAGAAGUUCUAAGAAGCUGACUGUCGGUAAUUAAUGCUUUCAUGUAGGUGAAUUGGGGGAUACCAAGGUUUGAAAAUAAAAAAUCUUAAAUUCUAAAGAAAGUAGAGCUUGUGGAUGGAGAUGGAGGCCCAAAAUAGUGUCCAGAAUAAACUUUGACAACACCAAACAAUGUGUAGCUUUUUUAAGUUUGAAAAUUUUUUUAUGGGAUCUAUAUGUUGAACUAGUGUAUGAAAUUUGUAGAGUUGAUAGAGAUGAGUGUUUAAGGUUUCAUUUGAAAUAGCUUUUGACUAUUCUUUUUUCACUGUUAUUAAGAUAUUUUUGUACUAGAAAGCUGCUUUAGGAAGAAGUAAGAAAUUAAAGCUGUU
This is a messenger RNA of Dendrobium catenatum, 2536 nucleotides long. Its product is annotated as pentatricopeptide repeat-containing protein At3g26630, chloroplastic-like. Lineage: Eukaryota; Viridiplantae; Streptophyta; Magnoliopsida; Asparagales; Orchidaceae. Gene Ontology annotation, biological process: RNA modification. Bases 394 to 2043 code for a protein of 549 amino acids. The record is from RefSeq and is a predicted model, not a curated record. The transcript has 3 exons. Gene Ontology annotation, molecular function: protein binding; RNA binding.